AUUUAUGUCAUAUGCUAAGUACGUUAACGACGUCUCAUUAUACAUAAAUAAAGUAAGGGCCGCUGAGGUUAUUAAGAACGUAUGUCACCUCGAAGCAGAACACACUUAAACUUUAUUCAAAGAACAUCAGAGUGCCAUCGGCUUCAUUUUUCCAGUUGCAAGUUAACAGGCAUAACAAUGAAAUUCGCGAAAAUUCUUCAGCUCACCAUCUUCCUCUUCAACUACAUAUGGAUAGCAUCUUUGGCAGCACAACCCAAAGAGUGUAAAAUGCCAAAAAACUUGAAAAACCGAUACCAGGCACUGACCAAUGCAGUAGUUGGCAAAACCUUUUAUCUCCCGUCUAGGAUAAUUCCUGACAACAAAAAGAAAAUGCAAAUGCAGGGAAAGAAAAAAAAUCACCCAUCUAAAGGUGGUCCUAGCAUCCUAGUAGCUUCACAAUGCCCUUCGAAACAUAUCAAUAUCUAUGACGAGUCGGUUUUCCCUCAAAAUCGUACUGAAGUCAGGUGUAACACUAAAAGCUGUUCAGGCACCGGUUACCAAUGUCUGACUUUAUUUUCUAAAAUCACUGUCCUCAAACGGACACAUGAAUGUACCCGUGGGAGGUAUGUGUAUAAGCCAAAAGUAAUUCAUGUAGCCACAUCCUGUGGGUGUGGAUUGAAAUCCAAUAAACCAAAAAGAAAAAAAAUGUCAUCAUAACGUUCUGCUAUCGUACUGUCAACGGCGUGUAAAGCUAACGAUAUUAAAAAUAUUACGAAAGCUUAAGUAGACCACAAUGUGAUUAUCAUAAUUUACUCAGAUGCACACACAUAAUUACACGUACACAAAGAAACUUACAUCACAUAUCCCCACAUUCACAUGUAAAUAUAUAUAUAUAUAUAUAUACAUGUGUGUGUAUGUGUGUG
This is a messenger RNA of Octopus sinensis (East Asian common octopus), 902 nucleotides long. RefSeq lists its product as uncharacterized. The transcript is spliced from 2 exons. Gene Ontology annotation, molecular function: cytokine activity. NCBI's taxonomy places the organism in Eukaryota, Metazoa, Mollusca, Cephalopoda, Octopoda, Octopodidae. The record is from RefSeq and is a predicted model, not a curated record. Gene Ontology annotation, cellular component: extracellular region. Bases 82 to 696 code for a protein of 204 amino acids.